UAUUGUCUCUCUUCACAGACUUCAAUUUUCUCUCUCCAUCUAAUUCAAUUUUUUCCCCUUAAAAAUCAAAUUUUUCUAUUAGGGUUUGGAAAUUUCAGAUAGAAACAAAGCACUUGAUCCACAAACAGUGAUUAUCUCAGCUUCGCUCUCAUGCACCGUUGAGAGUGUUAUGCUGAGUUGUUAUGGCACCUAGAGAAGAUCAGGCUUGUACAGCGGCUGAGAUUGCGAUUGGAUCGAUUGGGCGUGGAUAUGAUAUAUCUUCUGAUAUAAGGCUCAAGUUUUGUAAAGGGGAUUCUGUUGAUUCGCGUUUGAUUGAGAUUGAUGAACUUGAUGUAAGAGAGGUUGUUUUACCUGGUGGAGUUUCGUUACCGAAUGUUUCAAAGUUAAUAAAAUGUGAUAAAGGGGAACGCACUAGGUUCAGGUCUGAUGUUCUGUCUUUUCAGCAGAUGACAGAGCAGUUCAAUCAGGAGUUGUCUUUGACCGGCAAAAUUCCCUCGGGGCUUUUCAAUUCAAUGUUUGAAUUUUCUGGGAGUUGGCAGAAAGAUGCGGCGCAUACCAAGACCCUUGCUUUUGAUGGGGUGUUAAUUACACUUUACACUGUUGCGUUAGAGAAGUCUCAGAUGGUACUUUGCGAUCAUGUUAGAAAAGCCGUACCAUCAGCUUGGGAUCCACCUGCAUUAGCAAGGUUUAUCGAUACCUUUGGCACCCAUAUUAUUGUUGGUAUGAAGAUGGGAGGAAAAGAUGUAAUAUAUUUGAAGCAGCAGCACUCAUCAACUCUCCAACCUGCCGAUGUUCAGAAAAAGUUGAAAGAAAUGGCAGAUAAAAGGUUUCUGGAUACUAAUGGCCAAUAUAAAGUAGCUUCCGAUCAAGUUUUCCCAAAUAACAAGUUUGGAACCAGGACGCAGAGGCUAACUUUUGCUAAUAUUAGUCCAUCAAGUUCUUAUUCACAUAAGGAGGAUAUUGUAAGCUUUUGCAAGAGAAGAGGUGGAAGCGAUGACAAAACUCUAUCGCAUAAUGAAUGGUUACAGACCGUUCAGUUGGAGCCUGAUGUGAUCUCAAUGUCCUUUAUUCCAAUAACCUCUCUAUUAAACGGAGUUCCGGGGAGUGGAUUCUUGAGCCAUGCCAUAAAUCUUUAUUUACGAUAUAAGCCACCUAUUGAAGAGCUCCACCAAUUCUUGGAAUUCCAGCUGCCAAGGCAGUGGGCACCUGUAUUCAGUGAACUUCCUCUUGGUCCGCAAUGGAAGCAACGGAACUCUGCAUCUUUACAAUUUAGCUUCAUGGGGCCAAGGCUCUACGUGAACACCAUACCGGUUGAUGUAGGAAAGAGGCCAGUGACUGGUCUCCGUCUCUAUCUUGAAGGUAAGAAAAGCAAUCGGCUGGCCAUCCAUAUGCAACACCUUUCAUCUCUUCCAAAAAUCUUCCAGCUUGAAGACGAUUCAAAUGAAAAUCUUCAACGGAAGUCAUACGAUAAGAGAUUCUACGAGAAGGUUCAAUGGAAGAAUUUCUCUCAUGUAUGCACUGCUCCUGUGGAAUCCGAGGAGGACCUUUCAAUAGUAACCGGAGCACAAUUGCAAGUCGAGAAUUACGGCUUUAAAAAUAUACUCUUCCUAAGACUUAAAUUCUCAACCGUGUUGGGAGCUAGGGAGGUAAAACAUCCCGAGUGGGAUGGCUCGCCUGGGCUCGGAGCCAAGUCAGGACUCAUAUCGACUCUUAUUAGCCAACAUUUCACCGGGGCUUUUCAGAAGCCGCCUCCACGUCCUGCAGAUGUUAAUAUAAAUUCAGCUGUGUAUCCAGGCGGCCCUCCUGUUCCCGUCCAAGCUCCCCGGCUUCUAAAAUUUGUUGACACAACUGAGAUGACCAGAGGACCGCAGGAGACUCCUGGCUAUUGGGUUGUUACUGGAGCAAGACUUUUGGUUGAGAAGGGAAAAAUCUCUUUACGGGUUAAGUAUUCUUUGUUGACUAUGAUAUUACCAGACGACGAUGACGACGACAUGUUGGAUGAUCAGUAGCCGACUUUGUUAUUCAUUCGGUCUUUCUCGUUUUCAUCAGCAGAACUAAGUGUUCAUUUUUCCGGAGGGUAUUUGACAUCAAGAUAAAUUGGAUUUAGUUUUCCUAAUCGGGUAGGUUGACAGCCAUUAUACGAAACGUGAAUUUCACGAAAAGAUUCAUACAAAAAAGGGAUUUGUUUGACGGAAUUGAUGCGAUGGGAUAAGCAUAAGUGCAAGAGCUUUCCCCCUAUUGGAAUUCCACUUGAAAUGUAGAUUGUUACAGUGCAGAAAAUUGACUAGCUGAAUUAAUUCCACUGGUCUCUGGUGAAUCAUCUUCCCAUUGUUUUCAUUUGAUCACCUAGAGAAAUUCUGUUGUAAACACUAAUAUAUAUCAAUUUAAUAUGUUAAAAAUUCAUGUCAUA
This is a messenger RNA of Vicia villosa (hairy vetch), 2410 nucleotides long. Its product is annotated as MACPF domain-containing protein At4g24290-like. Gene Ontology annotation, cellular component: plasma membrane. The record is from RefSeq and is a predicted model, not a curated record. Gene Ontology annotation, biological process: regulation of salicylic acid mediated signaling pathway; plant-type hypersensitive response. The transcript is spliced from 8 exons. NCBI's taxonomy places the organism in Eukaryota, Viridiplantae, Streptophyta, Magnoliopsida, Fabales, Fabaceae. Bases 183 to 2009 code for a protein of 608 amino acids.